Molecule: messenger RNA, 1418 nt
Organism: Sitodiplosis mosellana (orange wheat blossom midge)
Lineage: Eukaryota; Metazoa; Arthropoda; Insecta; Diptera; Cecidomyiidae
Gene: cib
Product: thymosin beta
Exons: 4
Coding region: 253-639 (128 amino acids)
Biological process (GO): actin filament organization
Cellular component (GO): cytosol
Molecular function (GO): actin monomer binding
Source: RefSeq, a predicted model, not a curated record
ACAUCGUGCGUUCGUCAUAUUGUUGGUUGGAAUACGUUGAGCAGACGAACAAUUUCUGAGCCUUUGUUUCAGUUCACAGUUGAAUUCGAUUCGCUGAACUGUAGAGACGCAUUCACCCAUUCGCCGUAAACAUUUUUUGAAAUUAUUCAUUUUUUUUUGUCUGCAAGUGAAUUAGCCAAGUGGAGCCGAGCUAUCAAUUUAAUUAGCUAGUUUUGAAAGAGGAAUUUCUUUGGAACAUUUAGAAAGAGAAAUAUGUCGUCUCCAAAAUUAGAAGAUUUGCCAAAAGUAGCAGUCGAUCUUAAGAGCCAAUUGGAAGGUUUUACCCCAGAUAAGCUCAAGGAUACAGUUACCCAGGAAAAGAUAAUUCUUCCAACGGCCGAAGAUGUGGCCACCGAAAAGUCACAACAAAAUCUGAUUCACGGUAUUGAAGGAUUCGAUGCAACGAAAUUAAAGCACGCACAAACUCAGGAGAAGAACCCAUUGCCCGAUAAGGAUGCCAUCGAGCAAGAAAAGGAGCAGCAAAACUUCAUAAAUGGCAUUGAAAACUUUGAUUCAUCGAAACUCAAGCAUACUGAGACCUUGGAAAAGAAUCCAUUGCCAACCAAAGAGAUCAUCGAAGAGGAGAAGCAUGCUGCUUAAAAAGAUUCUGAAUUGCGUUGCAUUUCUUCAUAUAAAUAUACAUUACUUAUCGCAAAGAAAAUGAUUUCAUAAGGAAUACUUUUAAUUCUUAAUCGAAAAUUCCGCCCGGUGACAUAAAACAAAUACAACACAUAUGGUUGCGAAAUAGAUUCCAUUCUUUUAAAAUAUUUUGUGAUGAAAAAAUUGAUCAAAUUCAGGUGAAAAAUAUGAAUGUAUGUGAUAGGUUUUGUUUUAAAAAAAAAAUGUCUCUUCAAGCAAAUAAUCAUCAUACAAGCAAUUUCUUCUUUCUUUUUAUUCAAAGGAAAAGAUUUCAUUUCUUAUAACAAAAAAAAAUCGAUUUCAUAAUAAAAUAAAAUGUAACAUCAAAACGUAAUUUGUGGAAUAUCAGCUGAAUUUUCAUUAAGUCGAGAUGAAACAAAGGAGCAAAGAGAUGCUGGACGAGGCUUGACCAUGGUUAUUAUAUUAAACAAUCAAAAAUUUAAAUAACACACCAACAUUCCUAUCGAAAAGGUUUUUCCCAUCAAACUUUCAGCGGCAAAAAUGAUAAAUUGAUAAUUACUCUUUGUGUUAUCAUCUCUUUCUUAUACGUAUUUAAUGAACAGAAUAUCCAUUGAACGAAAAGUAACGAUAAUAAUAAUUUACACACAUAUAUUGAACAUUGUUCAUUGAAUAAACAUAUUUCAGAAUAAAUGGAAUGGUUUAAAAAAUGCCAAAUCUAAUACAAUACGAAUUUCAUAAUUUUAUAUAAAUAAAAUCGGCUUUUUCGGAAAUGAAUGAAA